This is a messenger RNA of Quercus robur (English oak), 2395 nucleotides long. RefSeq lists its product as uncharacterized. The transcript has 11 exons. Bases 438 to 2189 code for a protein of 583 amino acids. The record is from RefSeq and is a predicted model, not a curated record. NCBI's taxonomy places the organism in Eukaryota, Viridiplantae, Streptophyta, Magnoliopsida, Fagales, Fagaceae.
CAGACAGAACCCAAGUUGCUUUGGUUUGGUUUUUAGUAGAAACACAAAUGAAAGAAAGAUAAAAACUUUGCUUAUUUUUUUAUAGUAACCGCUCUAUCCACGAUCCCUCCUAAGUUGAGGCCUUAUAACAACGGUUAUUCAAACGCCCUGUGUUCAAUCCCAGAAAACCCAUGUGAUGUUUUUUCAUAUUUUAAUUUCAAAUUAAACCUUAACGUUUAAAAAAAAAAAAAAAAAAAAAAAAAAAAGACAUUAGCUUCCCAGAGAAAAAAGAAGACAAAGGCUUAAAGAAUAACAAUCUUUGUUAUUCUUUUUUCAUUUUCAUUUGGUCCUGAAGAAGAGUAAAAGAACUGAUCUUGAGUGGGAAUUGGAGUUGACUCUGAGAUGGGUAUGUAGUUAUUUGGGGGAGAUCUGGUUUGGUAAAGAGUAAGGAGAGAGAGAUGGAACCCCCAAGGGGGGUUUUGGCUUCAGUGUGGAACUUUAUUUGCUUUCUACCUUUCUUCAAUGGACUUCUUAUUCUGGGAGUCAUUAAAGGUAUCAUUCUCUGCCCUGUGGUAUGCCUUAUCAUGACAGUUGGAAUUUCUGCUAUCACAAUUGGUCUUUGGCCUGUACAUAUUGCCUGGACAUAUUAUUGCGUUCUGAGAGCUAAGCGAUUAGGACCUGUUUUGAAGCUUGUUCUCUGUAUUUCCGUUCUACCUGUGCCCUUGAUUUUGUGGCCAGUAGUUGGUAUUGUUGGAAGUAUCAUAGGUGGAGCAGCAUAUGGCUUUUUUUCACCAAUAUUUGCUACUUUUGAUGCUGUUGGAGUGGGAAAGACUAGAAAAUUAUACCACUGUUUUUAUGAUGGAACUAAGGACACUGUUAAAGGGUCCUUUACUAUUGUCAGGGAUUUUAGGGAUGUUUGUUACCAUUCCUACUUCUCAGUUAUGGAUGACCUACGUCUAAAAGGACCUCCAGAUGUGAAAUAUUUUGAGAUUAGAUUGCUUUAUCUUCCUGGGGCAGUAAUUGCUGGAGUUCUUGGAUUAGUUGUUGAUUUUCCAUUAGUCUCAUUCAUUGCUCUAUGCAAAAGCAUCUACAUGCUCUUUAAGGGGUGGCACCGUUUGUUUCAUGACCUUAUAGGUCGUGAAGGCCCUUUCUUGGAGACAAUAUGUGUACCUUUUGCUGGUCUUGCUCUCAUACUCUGGCCAUUGGCUGUUGUUGGGGCAGUGUUAGGCUCCAUGGUUGCCAGUAUUUUUCUUGGUGCUUAUGCAGGGGUGGUUGCUUAUCAGGAGUCCUCGUUUUGGUUUGGUCUUUGCUAUAUUGUUGCAGCGUUGUCCAUAUAUGAUGAAUAUAGCAAUGAUGUUCUUGACAUGCCAGAAGGAUCCAUCUUUCCUAGGCCUAAGUAUCGACAUGCACAAUUACAGCCCACCUCUCGUACACCUUCUAUCUCAAGGCCCAAUUCUUUCCGAAAUCCUCCUUCCCGCACAACAUCAAUUAAGAACCCUAUGACUGAGUUGAAGCCACUUGAGCUACUUGAUAGCUUAUUCAAGGAGUGUCAACGCCUUGCCGAAAUAAUGCUUUCUGAAGGACUAAUAACACUUGAAGACAUUGAAGGUGCCAAGUCUAGCAGAGUUAUUAGCAUUGGGUUACCAGCUUACUGCUUUCUUCAGAUGCUCCUGCGCUCUGCAAAAGCCAAUGCUGUGGGUUUAUUGUUAGCUGACGAGGUUACAGAGGUCACUAGCACAAACAGGCCGAAAGAUGCCGUCUUCGAUUGGUUUCUUAAUCCACUUCUUAUCCUUAAAGAUCAGAUUAAAGCUGAGAAUCUUUCUGAGGCAGAAGAGGACUAUUUCUCCAAGUUAGUUUUGUUGGGUGGAGAUCCAGUGAGAUUGAAAAACUCAAAUAUUGGCUCACCACCUGAAUCUGAACGUAAACGAGCUGAACUCGAUGCAUUAGCUCGAAGGCUUCAAGGAAUCAUCAAAUCUAUCUCAAGGUAUCCAACUUUUAGGCGUCGUUUUGAGGCUCUUGUGAAGACCCUAUCCGAUAAUCUUGUCAAAAAGAAUGAUCACAGUGGAUCAAACAAUGGGCCUCAAACAGUUCCAAGAUCAAAGAGUGCCUUUGCACGAAUGUUUAGCCAGCAAUCUUUUAAGUACAAGACGAACAAUCACAGUUCUGAUCCGGAGUCACAAACAGCAGUGAGAAAUGUUGAAAUUUUAUAAUGAGAGAUGCUAAAUGUAAUUUUGGUACCAAUCUUAGUAUUCUUUUUUCCUUGAUUUCCUAAUUGGUCAUUUUAAGUUGUAACCUUUAGUUAUUCUCAUAUUUGCCGUCUCCAUCAUGACAGAUAAAGAAGCAUGUAUUUCUAUGUUGUACAAAGAAAAUGCAAUGUAAGAGAAAAAAUAGAUAUGGGUUUUGUUUUCUUUUUCCA